This is a messenger RNA of Pteropus alecto (black flying fox), 382 nucleotides long. RefSeq names its product NADH dehydrogenase [ubiquinone] 1 beta subcomplex subunit 10-like. The record is from RefSeq and is a predicted model, not a curated record. Lineage: Eukaryota; Metazoa; Chordata; Mammalia; Chiroptera; Pteropodidae. The transcript has 3 exons. The coding region runs from base 1 to 318 and encodes 105 amino acids.
AUGAGCUUUAUAAUUCUUCAUCUGAUUGAAACUCUAUUCCUUGUACACACCAUCUUUGUUCCUUUAUCUUUCAGCAAGGUUGAUCAAGAAAUCGUUAACAUUAUCCAGGAAAGGCUAAAGGCCUGUCAGCAGAGGGAAGGUGAGAGCCACAGGCAGAACUGUGCCAAGGAGCUGGAGCAGUUUACCCAGGUGGCCAAGGCCUACCAGGACCGCUAUCACGACCUGGGAGCCCAUUAUUCUGCCAGGAAGUGCCUGGCAAAACAGAAGCAGAGAAUGCUAGCAGAGAGAAAAGCUGCUAAAGAAGCUACUGCUGCCUGAGUAGCUUCUUGAGCCCCCAUCACAUGACUGUCACUAUUACUAAAAUAAAAAAUUGUGAAACGUC